Fomitiporia mediterranea MF3/22 is the source of this 390-nucleotide messenger RNA. RefSeq lists its product as uncharacterized. Gene Ontology annotation, molecular function: protein binding. NCBI's taxonomy places the organism in Eukaryota, Fungi, Basidiomycota, Agaricomycetes, Hymenochaetales, Hymenochaetaceae. The transcript has 3 exons. The record is from RefSeq and is a predicted model, not a curated record. Bases 1 to 390 code for a protein of 129 amino acids.
AUGAUCUACGACGACGUAAAUACGAAGUUUGACGUCCAAAAGGGAUGGAUUCUCCCUUCGACAACUCUUCCUCGCCCCUAUGAAAUCCGUGAAGUAGAAGCAAAGGGACGCGGGAUGUUUGCAACGCGGAAGAUUGCGAAGGGAGAAGUCAUUGUGCAAGAAAUGCCACUCGUCAUGGUUCCUUGUUCAAACAUGUAUGGCGUUGAGCCUGACUUAGUGCAGCUUCUCAGUUGGCUCGAGCCUGAAGACCGCGAGGCAUACUUUUCGUUGCAUAAUUUUUCGAUGGACUUUGGAGAGUCCGAUCUCUCUUCGCGGUAUGCUGCCGUCUGCCAUCAAAUUUCGUUCGCCAAUCAUAGCUGUUACCCGAAUGCUGGCAGCCUGGAUAUGUAG